Molecule: messenger RNA, 1249 nt
Organism: Cannabis sativa
Lineage: Eukaryota; Viridiplantae; Streptophyta; Magnoliopsida; Rosales; Cannabaceae
Product: chloroplast processing peptidase
Exons: 5
Coding region: 169-1089 (306 amino acids)
Biological process (GO): thylakoid membrane organization
Cellular component (GO): chloroplast thylakoid membrane
Molecular function (GO): serine-type endopeptidase activity
Source: RefSeq, a predicted model, not a curated record
AUGAGAUAUGGUAGUAAAUUUGAGAAAGGAUUAAUAUUGAAGUAUUUUUAGAAGGGUGAAGAGUACAUCUCUAUUGCGCGGUGUAAUUAAUCAAAUAACCCCCAAAGCUUAGAUUUUGAGGAUUGAAUUCUACUCAUUUUCCACUUUUUGAGAGAAGAAGAAGAGAAUAUGCAGUCUCUGCAUCAAAUUUCUCCUUUACCUUCUCUCAAACUCUCCAUUUCAACUCACACCCAACCCCUCACCUUCUUCCACCCUAGUUUCACAUCACAUCUUUCAACUUCACCUUAUUCCACAUAUAAACCUCCUGCUUUUCUUGGCUUAAAGCUCGUCAAUCCAAGAACCCACUUUCAUACUCUUCGUUGCAAUGCUGUCAAGGACUCUGGCGACGAAACAAAGUCGGCAGUGGACAGUGGAGGGGUCGAUGAUGGCGGAGGAGGAGGAGGAAGUGGCGGCGACGGUGGGGGUGGGGGUGAUGGGCAGCUGGAGAAAAAAGGUGGGGGUUUGUCUGACUGGGUCAAUUUUACUUCCGAUGAUGCAAAGACGGUCUUUGCUGCCAUAGCAGUUUCGAUUGCUUUCAGGACUUUCGUGGCUGAACCGAGGUACAUUCCUUCCUUGUCGAUGUAUCCUACAUUUGAUGUCGGAGACCAUGUAAUUGCAGAGAAGGUCUCUUACUAUUUCAGAAAGCCAUGUGCUAAUGAUAUUGUGAUAUUCAAAAGUCCGCCUGCUCUUCAAGAAGUGGGCUACACUGACGAUGAUGUCUUCAUUAAAAGAAUUGUUGCUAAGGAAGGAGAUAUUGUAGAGGUUCGUAAUGGGAAGCUAAUCGUUAAUGGAGUAGAAAGAAAUGAGAAGUUCAUCCUUGAAUCACCUUCUUACAACAUGUCACCUGUACGUGUACCAGAAAAUUCAGUCUUCGUGAUGGGCGACAACCGCAAUAACAGCUAUGAUUCACACGUUUGGGGUCCUCUACCAGCCAAGAAUAUACUAGGAAGAUCGAUAUUUCGCUAUUGGCCUCCAAAGAGAAUUGGUGGCACAGUUCUGGAGACUGGUUGUGCUGUGGAUAAGCAGGAGAGUGCUCCAGCAGCUCAGUGAUUAUUUUCAUUAUAACAUGUAAUUUUACCAUUGUUUGAAAACUGAAAAAGUCUACUUGAUGAAAUAUAAAGUCAACCCUUGAAAGUGCAUUUAAAAAGCAUUUCUUUCUAAGUUACACAAAUAAAUAACAAUUCGAGUCUUGACCAUUAGCUUGCUUAAA